GGGCACGACCAUAUAAAUAUCAUGAGCGCCGAGUAGGGCGACAAACUUCAGUCGCCUCCUUCUUUUCUUGGCGCUCACAUCUGGAAUACGUCACACUAGCCUCUGCUUGGAAUACACACGCUAUGCAACCACUGAAUUUCUCUGCAGUCUUGGUUCUGUUCCUGUGUUGUCUUUUUCAGCUGUCAUCUGCUUGGACCAUGAAUAAUUUCUUGAUGACUGGACCUAAGGCCUAUCUGACCUAUGCCAGCAGCGUGCGAGUGGGCGCACAGAGUGGGAUACAAGAGUGUAAACGCCAAUUCGCUUUGGAGAAGUGGAACUGUCCAGAGAACACGCUUUCUUUGUCCCCACACAACGGCAUGCGGAGUGCCACAAGGGAAACUUCUUUCGUCCAUGCCAUCAGCGCUGCCGGAGUGAUGUACACGCUCACCAAGAACUGUACGGCUGGGGACUUUGACAACUGCGGCUGCGAUGACUCCAAAAUUGGACAGCCGGGCGGUGUAGGGUGGAUUUGGGGAGGAUGCAGUGACAAUGUUGCUUUUGGGGAGAAGAUCUCCAAACAGUUUGUGGACGCGCUGGAAGAUGGGCAUGACUCGCGCGCAGCGGUCAACUUGCAUAACAACAAGGCAGGCAGACUGGCAAUCAAAGCAACCAUGAGGAAGGCCUGCAAAUGUCACGGAGUAUCUGGAAGCUGCACCAUCCAAACCUGCUGGAUGCAGAUGGCCGAUUUCAGAGAAGUGGGCAACUACUUGAAGAUGAAGUACAAACAUGCAAAGGAACUGGAAAUGGACAAGAAAGCGGCGAGAGCAGGGAACAGCGCGGACAACCGAGACGCAGUCACGCACACUUUUUUGAGCGUCGCUACAAGGGAACUCGUUUACCUGGAGAGUUCUCCAAAUUACUGCGUCAAGAACCAGACCCUCGGACUCCACGGUACAGAGGGACGGGAGUGCUUUAAGGAGGACAAGAACAUGUCCGAGUGGGAGAAAAAUAGCUGCCGCAGAUUGUGCAAUGAAUGCGGCCUAAAAGUGGUGAAGAAGCGCACAGAGGUUUUCACCAGCUGCAACUGCAAAUUUCACUGGUGUUGCACAGUUAAGUGUGAAAAAUGCAAGCGAGUUGUAGCCAAAUACUUUUGCGCGCACAAAAGUGGGAGGAAAAAGAACCAAAAAGGCAGGAACAGUGCGCAUCAACAAUGA
This is a messenger RNA of Pundamilia nyererei, 1193 nucleotides long. Its product is annotated as protein Wnt-8a-like. Gene Ontology annotation, cellular component: extracellular region. The transcript is spliced from 6 exons. The record is from RefSeq and is a predicted model, not a curated record. NCBI's taxonomy places the organism in Eukaryota, Metazoa, Chordata, Actinopteri, Cichliformes, Cichlidae. Bases 123 to 1193 code for a protein of 356 amino acids. Gene Ontology annotation, molecular function: frizzled binding; cytokine activity. Gene Ontology annotation, biological process: cell fate commitment; canonical Wnt signaling pathway; multicellular organism development.